AUGGCUCUAUGCUACCCCAUGGCUGUGGGCCUCAACAGAGGCCACAAGGUGACCAAGAACGUGAAACCCAGGCACAGCCGCCCCGGGCGCCUCACCAAGCACAUCAGGUUUGUGCAGGACAUGAUCUGGGAGGUGUAUGGCUUUGCCCCCUAUGAGCAUUGUGCCAUGGAGCUGCUCAAAGUCUCCAAGGACAAAUGGGCUCUCAAGGUCAUCAAGAAAAGGGUUGGGACACACAUCUGUGCCAAGAGGAAGCGAGGGGAGCUGAGCAACGUCCUGGCCACCAUGAGGAAGGCAGCUGCCAAGAAGGACUGA
This is a messenger RNA of Sciurus carolinensis (gray squirrel), 312 nucleotides long. RefSeq names its product 60S ribosomal protein L36-like. Lineage: Eukaryota; Metazoa; Chordata; Mammalia; Rodentia; Sciuridae. The record is from RefSeq and is a predicted model, not a curated record. Gene Ontology annotation, cellular component: ribosome; cytosolic large ribosomal subunit. Gene Ontology annotation, biological process: cytoplasmic translation. Gene Ontology annotation, molecular function: structural constituent of ribosome.